This is a messenger RNA of Fraxinus pennsylvanica, 540 nucleotides long. Lineage: Eukaryota; Viridiplantae; Streptophyta; Magnoliopsida; Lamiales; Oleaceae. The record is from the annotation of a GenBank genome assembly.
AUGGUUGUUAUUCCUAUUCGGACUACUCUUCUAAAGGAAGGCUGGAAAUAUCUGAUUGAAGGGGUCUUGAUUAGGAACAAUCGGUUAUCCUGCACCAUUUGGGGUGAGCAGGUUGAUGAGUUUAGCAACGUCCUGGAUACUGAAAAUCCAGAACCAGCCAUAUUAUUACUUCAGAUGUGUCGCGCUAAAAAGUUUAGAGGUGAGGUGAGGAUAUGUAACACAUAUUAUGUGACGAAAUUAUGUGUCAACACCCAACUUGCGGAAGUUCAGACUUUUCGAGAUAAGUUGUUAUCUGCACACAAGAGUCUAACCCAGAGGAUAAGUCAGAUAUCCUCGAGUUCUGUUUAUGAUGUGUCAGAUAACUCAGCAGGUGGAGGUUACGAUGUCAAGAGUAUUGAUCAACUACUAGAUUCGUCUGAGUUUACUGUCACAGAAGAAAUGGUGAUGAGAAUAUACCGUGCCAAAGGAGAUAUUGAACGAGGGUUAACCAUUGAAGCCAGGUUCACUGUCCGAGGAAAAAUAGAGAUGAGAAUACUUUGA